This is a messenger RNA of Octopus sinensis (East Asian common octopus), 1261 nucleotides long. Its product is annotated as serine/threonine-protein kinase VRK2-like. Lineage: Eukaryota; Metazoa; Mollusca; Cephalopoda; Octopoda; Octopodidae. Gene Ontology annotation, biological process: signal transduction; peptidyl-serine phosphorylation. The transcript has a single exon. Gene Ontology annotation, molecular function: protein serine/threonine kinase activity; ATP binding. Gene Ontology annotation, cellular component: nucleus; cytoplasm. The coding region runs from base 96 to 1175 and encodes 359 amino acids. The record is from RefSeq and is a predicted model, not a curated record.
CAACUUUGGCACCAGUUUAUGAUAGAAAAUAUAACAGUGAGUUAUCUGCCCGUGACCAGUCACGUGAUUUAAACAAAAGUGAGCUGCUCAGAAAGAUGGCCAAGAUUCAAAGAUUAGCGGCGAAAUCGUAUAAGCAUGCAAAAUUGUUUCCACCUGGUGAGGUCUUAAGAUCAAAUGACGGACGUACCGAAUUUUUGCUUGGGAAACUAGUCGGAACCGGCGGUUUUGGUUUAAUCUACGAUGUCAUGCGUAUUGAUAUUGAAACAGAGGAGGAAUAUGUUGCUAAAAUCGAACCAAUAGCUAAUGGCCCUCUCUUUAACGAAUAUCACAUAGUGCAAAAACUUGGUCAGCGGAAAACUAUGAUUGAUUAUGCAAGAAAUAAAGAAUUGUCACGUCAUCUUGCAAUACCUCUGUUUGUAGCGGGAGGAAUCCACGAAUACCAAGGGAAGAAAUAUCGAUUCAUAAUUCUACCGAAAUACGGAGAUGAUCUACGUAAAGUAUUUCAACGCUAUGGAUUUUUUCCGAAUAAACGUUCAGUAUAUCUUAUCGCAAUUCAAAUGCUAGACGCUCUAGAAUAUAUCCAUCAACACGGCUAUGUUCAUGCUGAUAUAAAGGCGGGUAAUAUCUUGUUAGAAAGUAACAAAUCAGUUAAAGUAAAAAAAACAACUAAAGGAUAUUACCCGGUGAUAGAGAGAUUGUAUCUGAUAGAUUAUGGCUUGGCUGCCAAAUAUAUCCAGAAUAAUAAACAUAAGCCUUAUUAUGAAGCUAGCAGAAAGGCUCACCAGGGAACAUUGUUUUAUACCAGCAUAGAUGCUCAUAAAGGGGUAGCACAAUCUCGAAGAGGGGACUUACAGAAUCUAGGAUUCUGUCUUCUUGAAUGGCUUACGGGUAGUUUGCCCUGGAAAAAGAAAACAGUUAAAGACAAAGUGAAAAAAAGCAAAGAGUUAUUGAUGUCCAAACUUAACAGACUCUCUGAUGAAUAUUUAAAAACUUAUUUCAAAUAUGUUGCCAAUAUGCGCUACGAAGAAAAACCAAAUUAUGAAGAAUUGCGAAAUUUAUUCAAUAAGGCUGUGAAGGGUAUCGACAUAAAUGAAAGAAAUGCAAGUUGCAUUUUCGAGAGAAAACGGAAAAAUUCACCUCUGAAUCUGAUUCCAAAAAAAGCUAAAUAUGAUUAAGUCCAAGUGAUACAGAAAGUGUCUCGUAAUAUAAGAGAGAGAGAGAGAGAGAGGGAGAGAGAGAGAGAGGGAGAGAGAGAGAGAGA